This is a messenger RNA of Symbiodinium necroappetens, 359 nucleotides long. The record is from the annotation of a GenBank genome assembly. NCBI's taxonomy places the organism in Eukaryota, Dinophyceae, Suessiales, Symbiodiniaceae.
GUGCACCAGGACCUGCAUGACAGCCUCCUGCAGGGCUUCCUGAAAACUGAUCAGCAGUUUUUGGGACUUUCCCAGGGCAUGGAGAACGGCGGCUCCGGCAGCACCGCUGUCGUGGCUUGCAUUGUCGGCGGCUGGGUUUGGUGUGCCAAUGUGGGCGACAGCCGGGCGCUGCUAUGUCGCAAUGGUCGCGCCCUGCAGCUUUCCCUGGACCACAAGCCCAGUCGUGCAGACGAAGCGAAGCGAAUCGAAGAGGCCGGUGGCUUCGUCUCCUUCCAUCGCGUGCUGGGCCGAUUAGCCGUGUCGCGUGCUUUCGGAGACGAGGAAUACAAGGUCGGGGUCGCCAAAUCGGACAUCACGCA